Dicentrarchus labrax (European seabass) is the source of this 3605-nucleotide messenger RNA. It is a transcript of the gene lmo4la, whose product is annotated as LIM domain only 4a. Lineage: Eukaryota; Metazoa; Chordata; Actinopteri; Moronidae. The transcript has 5 exons. The coding region runs from base 333 to 839 and encodes 168 amino acids. The record is from RefSeq and is a predicted model, not a curated record.
GGGCGUUUAAAUGACUGAGGGAACGUCUGCUCUGUGCCCGCGGGAGCUCGGCUCUGUACAGGAACAAAGACAGGAGACCUACAGGGUUUGGUGAGCGGCUGUCAGUGAGCUGUUGAUGUCCGUCCACAGCCAGAAAGCUUCGUAACUGGGAAAAGAUAAGAGGAGUUUCCUAACACUGCUCGGGGUUUCACCGCACGAGACAACAAACCGGCGCGUGGAGAGUACAGCAGCUGAAAAGUUUCCGGUUGUUCCUGCUACACCUGGCUCGGUCCUGUGCUCCAGCUGAAGGCGAGAGGACUGUCCUUACUCACUUCCACAGCAGUAAGGUCGCUAUGGUGAACAGCAGGGUGGAGGCACCCACAGUGGCAGUGAUGGGCGGUGGCGGGGGGGCGGCAGGCAGGUCGUGCGCAGGAUGCGGCGGUCGAAUCGCAGACCGCUUCCUGCUCUUCUCCAUGGAGCGAUACUGGCACACACGAUGCCUCAAGUGUUCCUGCUGCCACGCUCAGUUGGGCGAGUACAGCAGCACCUGCUACAGCAAGGGAGGCAUGAUCCUUUGCAAGAACGACUACAUCAGGCUGUUUGGACACAGUGGAGCCUGCAGUGCAUGUGGACAGUCUAUACCUGCCAGUGAGAUGGUGAUGCGAGCGCAAGGCAACGUUUACCAUCUUAAGUGUUUUACCUGUGCCACCUGCAGGAACCGCCUGGUCCCUGGAGACCGCUUUCACUACAUCAAUGGGACGAUCUUCUGCGAACAUGACCGGCCGGGAGGUGGUCUGCUCAGUGGACAUCCAACUCCACUGCAGCCUAACAGCAUGAUGUCUGACCAGAAGGUCUGCUGAGGUAGAAGAUGGAAAACCAAAUGUGUGCCUUCUCCCCCACCUUUUCUCCUCUGUCUCUUCUUCACCCUCCUCCUCCUCCUCCUGUAAAUCCUGCCAUUGGUUGAGCGCCCUCCAUUCUGAUGGACAAUCUGGAUGUAGUCAUUACUGCUGCCGGUCCAGUGCUCUGGAUGCUGAGGAUGGUUGGAAUUUAUUUAUACAGUAGACUGUUGUCUGUUGUAAACUCUGGCAAUAUUACUGAUGAGAACUGGCAUGGCUAACGGUGGCAAAGGAAGACCUGGAAUCAUCCCAUAUGUGUAAUUCCAGCGGAAUCAUCUAUUACCUUUACCCGGCCAGACAGUGACAGUGGGAAUUGAAUAAGGAGGGAACACUGACUGUGACACAGACUACACAUGCAAUGUGACCAUCUUUUGGAUUGAUAUGAAUAUAAAUAUGGAUCUCCUGAGUCAUGAUUUCAGCCACUAGAUGUUUUCUUCCACACCCAAGAGACAGCUGAACUAGAAAACAUCUAUAUUGAUAGACUGACUAUUUUUCUGUGUGGUUCUCUGUGAAAUUUUCAACAAAUGCACAGAUUGUUUUUUACCCGUGUGUUGGGGGAAGUGAUAGUCGCCCUCUGGUGGUAGCAUUCCUACCACGGACAGAAGUAGCUUGAAUUCUCCAAUUGUACAAAACUGAUAUCUCAUAUUUUGCAGUAAUAAAGGACCAUACUGGUGUGUUUUUUCCUGUUUUAGCCCAUUAACUACAAGUUAUGUACGCCAUAAAUUCUCAAAUAGUGGCCAGGGUCUUUAUUCACCACAGUGACAGAGAAUGGUGCCUUUAUUAGAGACAGGCCUCUAUCUCUAAUUUCCCCAGACUCAACACUUCCUCCAGCUUUACAUUUUGUCUUGAUAAAUUCAGCAUUAUGUCCAUUUCCACUCUGCCUGUUUCCCCAAACAAGCUACAGUACCACAACUGCGUUUCAUUAGUAGUUCCACAUUCCCACAUUCACUCACCCUCAGCUCUUGGUAUUACAUAACAGCAUAUAUUACAUGAAGGGCACUUUUCAUCCUUAUGGUUUUCAUAAGGAUGAUCCCAUUAACUCUGCUUAUAUAACUUACUAAUAACUUACGUUAUAUCACCUAUAUGCACAACUGCAAUGCAUUGUAGGUGAUAUACACAUCUCUGAGGCUGUUCACACAAAUGGAACAACUUUUGAUGGCGGCAGCGGGAACGUUGAACAACUACUGAAACGCAGCAAACACAUGAAUAAAAUUCAACUCUUCCUCUAGACUUUUAAUGUGAAAAGUCUGGUGGCCUUCCCUUUACAGGCAGGCUUUUACCAUGAAACAACCUCAGGGUCGAGUUGUUGGCGGUCCCUCAACCUUGAUUGGGAUUACGGCGAAGAAAAGACAACUGUAAAUAAUUAGCUUAGAGCACAAUGAAAGUGAAUGGAAACAGUAUUUCUGUGAACAAAGAGAAACUCACAGUGCAGAGUGGUGAGCAUACCUGCAACACUAAUGACAUUCCCUUCAGCAUGGUUUAUUACAAUUGGGAUUUAACUUUGGCUGUCGGUUCUGUCAGUUAUGGUAACGUACUCAUUGGCUGAUCUCAGAACACAGCCACAUCACUAAAAAUAUAACCUCCAGCUUAGUCGAACCUGGAAGAGAAAAUGAAGGUGAAUGGUUAAUUUUCACCCAAACUGUAAACAUCCGUCACAGUAUAGUGUAGUUGUGUACACAUGAAUGCGCUUUUAAUGUGCUUUUACAGGAAAACCCACCAGCACAGUCCUUUAAAGCAGAGAUUCCACUUACAGUUUGAUUUAAGUCAGCAGUUAUUGGUUCUAAAUAUCUGUUUGAAGAAAUGAAAGUCUUUCUCAAAGCGGGGGUUCUCCUUUGUAUUUCAUUGCUUUAUAUUCCCCAAAAUGCUUGUGAUUUCAAUAACUAAGCCGUUCUGGAUUUAUAAUCGCUUCUACACAGUGACGGAGAUACACAAGGAUUCUUGACUGUGGUAGGAGCCCAGCUACAGCACUACAGGGCCAAGAAGAUCAGUGCUCUGCCUCCAUAAUAAUCUUUACGCUUGAUCAUGAUGCCAGUGACAUAUACUGUACAUUCUAAAUGUUUAUUGCAGUAACGGUUUUUACAGUGUAAACUCAUCUGUUCAUAGCUAAUGAACAUUCGAAGGAAGAUAUGUUCAAAGUGCACUAAUAUCCUGUUGUGUUGUGUGCUACAGUGUAUGAAUCAUGUUUUCUGUGUUGCAAUUUUUUUCAUUUGUGAGUUUUAUUGCUGUAUGGAAAGAGAACAAGUCCUCUCAGAAGAACUAAUAAUAAUUUAGCCAUUCAGCUCACGUGUGAUGAGUGUGUGAUUGUGUCGAGGAUGAUUUGGCUAAAGCUACAGUUGAGCGUGUAGCGACGAGCUUCUUCUGAGUAAGAAGUAAGAAACGCUUGCGGUUCUCAGACAAACAUGGCUGAUUACCCACAGGAAUGGGAUUUCAAAGGCCUGAGCCGAGGCCAUUACAGAAGCAAUUAAAGUGGGAUGCGCUGGAGGCCUGCAUGGGCUUUAGCUGCGCUCCAGUGUUGCAGCCUAAUGAGGCCUAAUCUGGUGAGCUGGUCUAAUUAAAAGGGAGGGAGCUUUUUCCUGUGGGCACCAGGCAGCCAGCAGUUUGUGCUCUCUGUAGCUGUCUGAGGGGAAAAAGCAAAGUCAGAAUAUGCAGCAUUGUUUUCAACCAUAAAAAGUUUCAUAUUCCUCCAUUCUCUGUCCGUUCAAAUUAAAACAUUUAACUUGACAUUUUUAA